Molecule: messenger RNA, 1415 nt
Organism: Neltuma alba
Lineage: Eukaryota; Viridiplantae; Streptophyta; Magnoliopsida; Fabales; Fabaceae
Product: protein MAK16 homolog
Exons: 9
Coding region: 228-1121 (297 amino acids)
Biological process (GO): maturation of LSU-rRNA; maturation of 5.8S rRNA
Cellular component (GO): nucleolus; preribosome, large subunit precursor
Source: RefSeq, a predicted model, not a curated record
GAGAAAAGAACAGGAAGGCAUUUUCUCCAUCUUCCAACUCUUCCCUCAACUGAACUUCGGGUCCUUCUUUUAUAUCGGGACUCAGGUGUCUACUGGUGAGGCCAAGGACCUCGGAAUCUCAAUCUUGUAUUUGCUUGCUGCAUAUUCUCUGAAUCUCUUGGACUUUGAAUAGCGAGGUUUUAGUCUUCAAGGAAGACUGUGAAGUUCUCUGAAAGCUUGCUCAAAAAAUGCAGCAUGAUGAGGUUAUAUGGCAAGUUAUCAGGCACAACCACUGCAGUUUCAUGGCCAAAAUCACGACGGGGAAUUUCUGUAGAAACCCGUAUAAUGUGACAGGAAUUUGCAACAGAAGCUCGUGCCCUUUGGCCAAUAGUCGCUAUGCCACUAUUAGAGACGAUAAUGGAGUAUUCUACCUUUACAUGAAAACUAUAGAAAGAGCUCAUAUGCCGAACAAUCUUUGGGAAAGAGUGAAGCUUCCUAGGAAUUACGAAAAAGCACUCGAAAUCAUUGACAAGCAUCUGAUGUAUUGGCCGAAGUUUCUUGUACACAAAGCAAAGCAGCGAUUGACCAAAAUGACCCAGAUGCGGAUACGCAUGAGGAAACUUAGUUUGAAAACAAGGGAAAAAAUAAUGACGACCCCAAGGAAAGAAAAAAAGAGAGAAGCUAGAAGAGAAGAGAAGGCUGAAAAGGCAGCAUUGCUAGACAAGGCUAUUGAAAAUGAGCUUUUGGAACGCCUUCAUAAAGGAGUUUAUGGACCUGGUGACAUAGUCAAUUAUCCUCUAAAAGAGUACAAUAGUGUCCUUGAUAUGGAGAAGCUUCAACUAGCUGAAGUGGAAGACGAAGAAGAACCUGAGGUUGAAUAUGUAGAAGGUUAUGAUGAGCUCGAAGAGGAAGAUGAUAUGGAGGAUUUUGCUGGCUUCGGGACUCAUGAGGCUCCAGAUGAUUGUGAUGAUGAUGAAAAUGCGGAAACUGACGAGGAAGAAGGUCAUGUAGUUGUUCACAAGAAGUCAGCAAAGAAUAGACGACCCGAGAACAAUGCACUUGACAAAAAAUCAAAGAAAGCAAGAGUCCUUGUUGAGGUUGAGGGGGAAGAUGGUGCUGAAAGACAAAGGGCUGUUCAAUAGUUGCCAUUCCAUCUUAAGCAUUCUCUAUUUGCUUUGUGGGUUGGGAGAAAACUGCUGUGGUAGAAUAGGAACUGUGAUGGCUGAUGAGUCUUUGACCCACAAGAAAAUUUUGAUUGAAGAAAUUUUGAAUUUGAUACCAACAUGCUACAGUAGAAUAGGAACUGUGAUGGUUGAGAAAGCAGCUAUAGUUUUGUUUAUAAUAUUUACGGCAAAUGUCAAAUUUUAUGACGUUUAAAAUUAUAAAACUAAUCAGAUUUAUAUUAUGGAAAAAAAGUUAAAAAAAAUUAUGCAUUA